Molecule: messenger RNA, 1626 nt
Organism: Scylla paramamosain (green mud crab)
Lineage: Eukaryota; Metazoa; Arthropoda; Malacostraca; Decapoda; Portunidae
Exons: 4
Coding region: 640-1029 (129 amino acids)
Source: RefSeq, a predicted model, not a curated record
GACUGCACCUUGAAACCAAACCUGUGCUGUUCUCUUGUACAAAUAGUCCAUGAUCCAUCCUAAUAAUCUACCUUUGACACCUUUGAGAAUGAGUUCCUCCAUAAUAACAUCUUUGUUGGCCCUGUCAAAGGCACCCUUGAGAUCAACGAAAGCUCUGCAGGUAGCAUCCUUAUUUAUAAGGCACUCAACAAAAUAAUGACUUGUGGAAUGACCUUUUAGGAAGCCAUGUAUAUUGCCAGAGAGUACAUGGCCCACCUUAUAUAUAAGCCUGUUCAAUAUUACCUGUUCCAUCAUCUUACACUGACAGCUGGUGAGAGAAAUGGGGCAAAAGGUGCCAUCACCUUUGGGGAUUGGGAUGAUAAUGGCUGUUUUUCAUGAGUGGGGAAGCUUGCCUGCAGUGAGAGACAUGUUAAAUAGGUCUAAGAGAGGGUUGUCUACCUUUAUCUCCAGGAGGGCAUUGAGGAUGUCAUAGGUGAUGCCAUCCUUGCCAGGAGCUGUUGACUUGCCCAAUUUAACUGCUGAGAGAAGUUCAUCAUGUGUGAUAGGCACACAGGUGUCAUCUGUAACUCUUCAGCAAAUUGUGGAACAUUUUGAACACAGAGAAAGGCAGAAAGCAGCAUAAGCCAUGAAGAAAGCAGGAUGGAGUCCCAACCGCAGCAGGCUGUCUCCAGCAAUGACACCCUGGUGCUGGUGGGACGAAGGGCCAGCCCUAUAAAUUCCCUAGAGCGUGAGCACCUCACUAAGCUCGUACGGAAUGAAAUUAUCUUAGCCAAUGAGAGCACAGAUGGGAAAGUCAUGGCCAUGAAAAAAUUAGCAUGGGAGAGGGUUGCCCUCCAUUUUAAUGCAGCUGGAUAUUGUGAGAAGAGAACAGUAUAUCAGCUGCAAAAAGUAUGGGAGCGCAUUAAAGGAAAGGCUAAACAUAAACAUGCUAAUGUCAAAUGUAAAUCAUGUAAAACUGGUAGUGGUGCAGCUCCUCCUCCCAUCCCUGAAGCAAGUGCCAAUAAGGUGCUCACCAUUCCAGGCACAUAAACUGAUGACCUUGGCUGUGAUUUUGACAGUGAUGCUGUCAAAUCUGUCCAGAGAAAAGAAGCAGUGCAUCCUGUAACCUCAUAUAAGGAGAUCAUACCACAGGAAGAGUAGGUGCUAGCUACAUGUGGGUACUCCAGUAUCUGGAUGCACCACCUCCAAAUCCUUGGAGAAGCCAACAUCUUUACCCAAAGUUAGCGUACAGAAUCGUGCAUUAUUACUUUUUACAGAAUGAAUAUCAUUGUACAAUAAGGUCCCAGUUUAUAUCAAAGUUAGAUCCCUGGAACAUGACAAGCCAGUUUUGACUACCACCUGAGUUUAUGUACUUUUCAUUCUUGUCAUCAAAGUAGAUAUAUUGUGGUAUUUUCAACAAUUUAAUAUGUCUUUCAUUUAUAUAAUUAUGAUCUCAUGAUAUACUGUAAUGUACAGUGAGAUAAGAUUAUAUAAAAUGAAGUAGUAAGAAUGUAUGAGAAAAGAAUAAUGAGAGAGAGAGAGAGAGAGAGAGAGAGAGAGAGAGAGAGAGAGAGAGAGAGAGAGAGAGAGAGAGAGAGAGAGAGAGAGAGAGAGAGAGAGAGAGAGAGAGAGAGAGAGAGAGAGAGA